Molecule: messenger RNA, 1988 nt
Organism: Chrysoperla carnea
Lineage: Eukaryota; Metazoa; Arthropoda; Insecta; Neuroptera; Chrysopidae
Gene: Pif1
Product: ATP-dependent DNA helicase PIF1
Exons: 3
Coding region: 125-1981 (618 amino acids)
Biological process (GO): telomere maintenance; DNA repair
Molecular function (GO): ATP hydrolysis activity; DNA helicase activity
Source: RefSeq, a predicted model, not a curated record
UGUAAACAUGGAACAAAAAGUUAAGAAAAAAGUUAAUUUUCUGACAUAAAAAAUAUCUUAAACACUUAAAGAACCCUUCUAAUUUCAAUAAGUUGUUGUUUUUUGAAAAAAUAAGUCUGAUAAAAUGGAUUUAAAUGAUGCUUCAUUAAGUUGUGCAAUUACUCUCGAAUGGCAAAAAAAUGGCUCAAUUCAACGAAAGGUUUCUCAUAAAAGUGCAUUAGUAAGUUUAAAAAGGAAUAAAAUAAGGGAUAUUUUUAUUGAAAUAGCUGGUGAUAAAUUCGUUACCAUUAAUUUAAAACUAAAAGCUGUGACAAUUCAUAAUAAAUUUAUGGCUGAGGGUAAAACUUCAAUAAAUUUCAAAGAAGAGAAUUGUAUACUAUUUAUAUCAAAUGCACCAUCUGGAAAAUUAAUGAACUUUUUAAAAAUUAUUUUUGUGAAAAUGAAUGAAGAUAGUUGUAAAACUCCACCAUCAUCUAAAACAUCACUACGUGAUCAGCUUUUAUCCGGGAAAUUGAAAACGUAUGAUGAAAUCAGUCCCGUUACCGUGAAUGAUUUAAAGAAAGUUACAGAUCGAGUUGCUAAAGUGAUUGAAGUUAAUACUUCACCAACUUCACGAAAACGUAAAUUAAAUGAUAGUUCGACUACUCCACCAGCAAAAAAAUUGUUUAGACAAUUAACAUCAAAUACAUCAAUUGAUUUGAAUCCUGAACAGAAAAGAGUAUUGGAAGCUUGUGUUCAAGGACAUAAUGUCUUCUUUACAGGAAGUGCUGGAACUGGAAAAAGUUUUUUGCUAAAACGGAUAAUUGCGACCCUACCUCCUGAUGUGACAAUAUCGACAGCAUCAACCGGUGUAGCUGCAUGUCACAUUGGUGGAGUAACGCUGCAUUCAUUUGCUGGUAUUGGUAAUGGAGAAGGUUCUAUCGAUCGAUGUGUUCAACUUGCAUCAAGACCACAAGUACUAUCAGUUUGGAAAAAAUGUAAACAUUUGAUUAUCGAUGAAAUAUCAAUGGUAGAAGGUUCCUUUUUUGAGAAAAUUGAAGAAGUUGCACGUCGUGUUCGUAAAAAUGAUAAACCAUUUGGAGGUAUUCAAUUAAUUCUCUGUGGCGAUUUUUUACAACUACCUCCAAUUAUUCGCAGAGAAUUAAGCAAUUCACAAAACAACAAGAAAUUUUGUUUUCAAACUAAAGCAUGGAAUCAAUGUGUACAAAGCUGUUUUGAACUCCAAAAGGUCCACCGUCAAUCCGACCCAGAAUUUGUAAAUAUUUUAAAUAAUUUAAGAAUCGGUCGAGUAACCGAAGAAAUUGAGCAGAGAUUACUAAACACAGCUAAGCAAAAAAUUGAUGGUGAUGGAAUUUUAGCAACGAAAUUGUGCUCACUAAUGCAAGAUGUGAAUACAAUAAAUCAACAAAAAUUAGCAAGUUUACCUGGUGAAUCAAAAAUAUUCGAUGCAAUCGAUAGUGAUCUAUCUUUGACGAAACAAUUAGAUCAACAAACACCAGUUCCAAGUAAAUUAGAAUUAAAAAUCGGUGCACAAGUAAUGUUAAUGAAAAAUAUUCACGUUGCAAAUGGUUUAGUAAAUGGGGCACGUGGAAUCGUGAUAAAAUUCACAGACGGUCUACCAUUAGUAAAAUUUAAAAAUAAUAAAGAAUAUUUAGUAAAACCAGAACGAUGGAUUGUUAAGCCACCAAGUGGAAAUGUAUUUUCUAGAAGACAAAUACCAUUACGCUUAGCAUGGGCAUUUUCGAUACAUAAGUCACAAGGUUUAACAUUAGAUUGUGCAGAAGUAUCAUUGAAAAGUGUAUUUGAAGCAGGUCAAGCUUAUGUUGCACUAUCGCGAGCACAAAGCUUGGAAACAUUAAGAGUUUUAGAUUUUAGUUCACAGAAAGUGUGGGCUGAUCGAGAUGUACUUUUAUUUUAUAGGAAUUUUAGACGACGCUUGAAACAAUUAGAAAUUAUUCCUUUAGGACGUAAAAAAUUAUAAGCAAGCC